Mya arenaria is the source of this 719-nucleotide messenger RNA. RefSeq names its product 60S ribosomal protein L13-like. The record is from RefSeq and is a predicted model, not a curated record. The transcript is spliced from 5 exons. NCBI's taxonomy places the organism in Eukaryota, Metazoa, Mollusca, Bivalvia, Myida, Myidae. The coding region runs from base 32 to 676 and encodes 214 amino acids. Gene Ontology annotation, biological process: translation. Gene Ontology annotation, molecular function: RNA binding; structural constituent of ribosome. Gene Ontology annotation, cellular component: ribosome; cytosolic large ribosomal subunit.
GUUGGUUGUUGUGAGAAAGCAGACAGCAACCAUGGCCCCUAAGAGAAAUAACAUUAUCCCUAAUGGACAUUUCCACAAAGACUGGCAGAGCCGGGUGCGAACCUGGUUUAACCAGCCUAUGAGAAAGAAGAGGCGUGCAGUCAACAGAGCAAAGAAAGCCCGAACCAUUGCCCCACGCCCUAUGGCUGGUCCUCUGCGCCCAGUGGUUCGCUGCCCGACCGCCAAAUACAAUGCUAAGGUGCGAUCUGGCCGUGGAUUCACCCUCGAGGAACUCAAGGCCGCUGGUGUGUUCAAGAAGCAGGCUUUGACUAUCGGCAUUGCUGUGGACUACCGCCGUAGGAAUCGCUCUAUGGAGUCCCUUCAGCAGAAUGUACAGAGGCUUAAGGAGUACAAAUCUAAACUCAUCCUCUUCCCCAAGAAACAGAGCAAGCCAGCCAAGGGUGAUGCCACUAGUGAAGAGGUUAAGAUGGCUGUUCAGCUUAGCGGCCCAGUGAUGCCAAUCCGCACUGUUGUUCGACGUGAGAAGGCUGUAGCCGUCACUGACGACAUGAAGAGGUUUGACCCCUACUUCUCCCUGAGACAGGCACGGGCUAACAAGAGAUUGCAAGGUUACAGAGAGAAGAAGGCCAGAGAAAAGGCAAACGAAGAUAUCCCUUCAGCCAAGGGGAAGAAGUAAUGUUGUUCCUUGUACAGCCAGAAAUAAAGAGAAAAAUACCACA